Diabrotica virgifera virgifera (western corn rootworm) is the source of this 1503-nucleotide messenger RNA. RefSeq names its product regucalcin-like. Bases 134 to 1039 code for a protein of 301 amino acids. Gene Ontology annotation, molecular function: gluconolactonase activity; calcium ion binding. The transcript has 5 exons. Gene Ontology annotation, biological process: L-ascorbic acid biosynthetic process. The record is from RefSeq and is a predicted model, not a curated record. NCBI's taxonomy places the organism in Eukaryota, Metazoa, Arthropoda, Insecta, Coleoptera, Chrysomelidae.
UUUAUGUGUACUGGUUUCCAAAACCAAUUGAAUCCUGGAUUCUAAAUAAUAGCUUAAAUAAUAGAAAUCCGUCAUUACAACAGAUUGUAACUUACAUCAAAAAUAUUGUGGCUUGGAGUACAAUCGAACAGAUAUGGCACCUGUAAUAGAAAAGUUAGUAGAAGGUUUUAAAGUUGCAGAAGGUCCCCAUUGGGACAAUAAAAAGCAGUGUUUGUAUUUUGUGGAUAUUACUGAGAGCACUAUUUGUAAAUAUGUUCCAUCCACGAAGAAAUUUACUAAAGCCAAAAUUGGUGACUACAACGUUUCGCUCAUAAUACCAGUAAAAGACAAAAACAACGAAUUUGUAGUGACUUUGAACAAUUCUGUAGCUGUAGUUGAAUGGGAUGGAGAAAGUCCAAAUGUCAGUUCAGUGAAAAAUUUGUAUGAAGUCGAGGCUGGAACUAAUAGUGCAAUAAAUGAUGGAAAAUGUGAUAAAAUGGGAAGACUCUGGGCAGGAACUAUAGGUGGAAGUCCUAAAACAAUUGAUGAAAUUAAGCCUGGGAUAGGAACAUUAUACAGCUUCUCUAAUAAUACAACAACGCCACAUUUAACUAAAGUUGGUAUAUCCAACGGCAUGGCAUUUGAUCACAAACGGGGAAAAAUGUAUUAUAUAGACUCACUUAGCUUUAAAGUUGAUCAAUAUGAUUUUGAUAUAAUCGAAGGCAAAAUAUCGAAUAUGAAAACUAUCUUUACAAUUACAAAUCAAGAAUAUCUAUGCGAUGGUAUGACAUUGGAUGCCGAUGGAAAUAUAUGGUUGGCUGUGUUUGGGUCUUCAAAGGUAUAUCAAAUAGAUGCUUCCAAACCAGAAACAGUUUUGAGGGUUGUAGAACUUCCUGCGGCACAGAUAACUUCUGUAGCAUUUGGAGGACUAAAUUUGGAUGAACUAUACGUCACUUCUGCCCAUUUUACUGAUAGGCCAACUGGAGAAAGUCCGGGAUCUGUUUUCCGGGUAACAGGACUAAAUGUGAAAGGAGUUCCUGCAGAUGAAGCGGAUAUUUAAAGAUGAUCACUUUUAAAUACCAACUAUUAUUAUUAUUUUUCUACAACCGUGAUAAAAAUGCAAUUUUUAGCACUCCAUACGAGCGUUAAAAAUGCUAUUUAAGGCACUAGUGCUUUAAAAAAUUUUAAGGCACUGCAGUUCGUAUUGAACGUAUAGGCAAUUUUGAUGUAAUCUCAAAAAAAAUAUAAAAAUGGAAUGUCAGUCAAGUUCAAGUAAAAGUUUUUGUAGAUAUUGUCCUGUAAUUACGUUUGUAGAAAAAAUAUUGUAUGAUGUGCGUGUUAAAAUAGUUAUUUAUGAAACAGUUCGUGAAGUAUGCUUUUUGCGAACGCACGCGAUGUUUAGAGCACGAGCGACAGCGGCGCGAGUGCUGUACAUCGCGUAAGUUCGUAAAAAGUACUUCACGCAAAGUUUCAUACAAUAUUUUAUCUACCCUACCAUAAACAAAUAAAAAAACUGUAACUCUU